AUGCAUGGCGACAUUGAUCAAUUAAAGAAUGUUGUUACCUUGAUGAAAGCCAAGAACAUUCAAUUUGAAGAUGUUGAAAAAGCUAUCGAUCAUAUAAUGGGGGUCGGUGGCAUGGUCGAUUCAUAUUGUGGUCUUUCGAAUUACUCGGAUCGAGUUGUAGAACUUUUACAUGUCCUGGAGCUGCAGAUUUAUGAGGCGGCGGAUCAAUUGAAUAGUAAUUUCAAGGACACCACAUUUUUUGUGAAUAUCGUGGAACCAGUUUCCAGAUUACUCAAAUUCACAUCUGCUGCUAUCAGAAAUCACAACCAAAAAUUUUUGAAGCAAGUUUACAAAGAAUUUGAAAAUAACCCACCACUGAGGUUGACCUACAUGCUAUCAAGUUAUUUAGAGCACGAUGCCAUAAAUCCAAUGAAAGCGAGCCAGAGCAGCAAAGGGGAGGAGCUAGCCCAAUGUGUGAUGGGGAUCCUUCUAUUCCUCGACGCAUUCUACAUUGGUCUCACUGGUCAAUACGAUGAUACGGCGGAGUUGAGAAGGGAGGUCAGAGUGGUGUUGGGGAAGAUGGAUAAGUUAAGUCAUUUAGGGAUUUAG
This is a messenger RNA of Caenorhabditis remanei, 588 nucleotides long. RefSeq lists its product as uncharacterized. The record is from RefSeq and is a predicted model, not a curated record. Lineage: Eukaryota; Metazoa; Nematoda; Chromadorea; Rhabditida; Rhabditidae. The coding region runs from base 1 to 588 and encodes 195 amino acids. The transcript is spliced from 4 exons.